AUGCCUUCGCUUCAAGCCAAGUACGGCUACUCGAUAAAAGGAGGGUGCGACCGCGGCGGUGGCAGAAACAUGUCAACAAAUAGGGAUUAUUCCGUUAAUCUGUCGGUGCAGCAAGUGCUGAGUCUAUGGGUGCAAGGGACGACGUUGCAGCACUUCACAGAGAUGUGGUACUGGGUGUUCCUGUGGUGCCUCUUCUCCUCACUCUUCGUCCACGGGGUGGUGGGGCUGCUCAUGUUCAUCAUGCUGCAACGCCACAAGAGGGGCCGUCUCAUCACCGUCGUGCUGGUCAGCGUGGGUUUCCUGGCCUCGCUCUCCGGAGGCGUCAUCACCAGCGCGGCGAUAGCGGGUGUGUACCGCGUGGCGGGGAAGGACAUGGCGCCGCUGGAGGCUCUGCUUCUAGGUGUGGGCCAGACCAGCCUCUCCGUCAUUAUCUCCUUCUCACGCAUCCUGGCCACACUAUGAAACGAAGGUAAAUCUUGAAGGACGCAGACUUUAUGAACGGCAGCCAAUUGGGAGACUUUAAAUUGGCCCUCUGGACCGUUUGGGAUUGGGUUCCAAAAGUCUCCGUUUUGUUACCAUACUGGCACAACUGCGAGCGCACUUUAUUGGCAAAAUUCAGAGGGAACUCGAUUCGGCGCAAGACAAACGCCGCCCGCCAUCCUCAGCUUGUGGACUGAAAGCCAUGUUGGGGGUGUUUCCGGAGGUAACUUUGUGCCAACGAGCUUCUCUGGGAUGUCCCGCAUGCCUUUAGUGGACAGUGACCCUUGAGGGGGUCCUCUUAUUCGGGAUGAAUGGGAAAUGAUCAAAGCGUCAAAACUACUGUGGCUUCCCCUUUUUCGACUCUUGCCUGUUGAACAAAAAGUUGAGCGCUGAUGACCCAAACAGCUGUUAGCAGCUAUAAAGUGUUCCUCAUCCCCACCAAGGUUUUACGCCACCGUUCACAGAUUCUCGUUGUCAUUCCUCUUCCGUACACAACUUCAAUGCUGCAUUCUCCAAUCGCAGCGAGCAGAAAAGUGAGGGAUGAAUUCGGCAAACACGAAAACAAGUAUCAGUGCCAAAAAUUGCUUGGGAAUGGAAAGUUUGGGAGCACCGCUACAGCUGUCUGCUCAUCACUUUUUACAGUGCAGACAUUACGGUGGGUUGCGUGCGCCUUUUUAUUUAUAUAUUUAUUUAUUGUUUACAAUGAAAAUACCUUUGAAUAAAAAA
Molecule: messenger RNA, 1206 nt
Organism: Hippocampus comes (tiger tail seahorse)
Lineage: Eukaryota; Metazoa; Chordata; Actinopteri; Syngnathiformes; Syngnathidae
Gene: tmem170b
Product: transmembrane protein 170B
Biological process (GO): negative regulation of canonical Wnt signaling pathway
Cellular component (GO): plasma membrane
Source: RefSeq, a predicted model, not a curated record